AGAUGAAAACAAAAAGAGAUAGUGGAGGCCCUGCCAUGUCCUUCUCCUCCUCCUCUGUUUUUCAAACCUCAUUAAGAAUCAGAGUAAUACUGCAAAUGGGUUUAUCUAAAUCCCAUUUGACACUUCUCCACGGAAUUUUUCAACGUAUCUGGAUGUUCUAUAAAAGGCCUGAGAGUGUCUCCUUCAUCUCCACGACCAAACUCGUUCUCACCUUUAUUGGCUUAUACUCAACAAAGAGAGAGGGAGUGAUGGCGAUCAAGAACCUUGUUGCCCUCGUGGUCAUUCUUAGCGUUGUUGGAGUUUCAGUUGCAAAUCCGAAGGGUCUUGACCUCAACUACUACAAACAUAGGUGUCCGGAUGCAGAAGCCAUUGUCCGUAGUGUCACAGUCCAAUAUGUUUCGCGCCAGCCGAGUAUUGCCGCGGCGCUUUUAAGGAUGCAUUUUCAUGAUUGCUUCGUCAGAGGAUGUGAUGGUUCCAUUCUUCUGAAAUCUCCAAACAAGGAUGCGGAAAGAGACGCUAUCCCUAACUUAUCUCUCAGAGGCUAUGAAGUGGUUGAUGCCGCCAAGACGAAGCUCGAGAAGAAGUGUCCCGGUGUGGUUUCUUGCGCUGAUGUUCUCGCCUUAGUCGCCAGAGAUGCCGUCGUCCACAUCAAUGGACCAUGGUGGCCCGUUCCACUGGGUCGGAGGGAUGGACGCAUCUCAAGACAAUCUGAGGUGAAUCUACCAUCCCCAUUCGCCGGAAUAGCUGCAUUGAAGCAGAACUUCUUCGCCAAGGGUCUUAACACUAAAGACCUUGUUGUUCUCUCAGGGGGUCACACCAUUGGAAUCUCUAACUGCGGUCUUGUCAACGGCCGUAUCUACAACUUCACGGGCAAAGGAGAUUUUGACCCGUCGAUGAACCCUAGCUACGUCAGGGCAUUGAAGAAAAAGUGCAAGCCCACUGACUUCACGUCCAAGCUGGAGAUGGACCCAGGCAGUGUCAAGAAGUUUGACUCCCACUACUUCAACGUUGUGGCUCAGAAGAAGGGUUUGUUCACAUCUGACUCUACCCUUCUCGACGACCCUGAGACCAAAAGAUACAUCGAUACACAGGUCCAGUCUGCUGGCAAAUCAUUCGCCAAAGAUUUCUCUGACUCUAUGCUCAAACUCGGCUUCGUCGAAAUCCUCACCGGGAACAAAGGUGAGAUCAGGAAGAGAUGCGCCUUCGUUAACUAAUUCGAGAUUCGGAUUGAUGAUUGAGUCAAAACGAUUUCUGCUUAUUAUGUUUUUUUAUUCGAUGGUGAGAAGUCCUUUCACGGACUAGAGUCAUGUGUUUUUUAUUUUUUUUGUAUGUGGUUCAACGUUUUCCAAUGUCCUCUACUAUUCCUUUUCAAAGUCUGAAUUAAUUUGAAAUGAUUCAAACUGAAUCAAAAGCAAAGGAGAGAAAAAUGAACUUAGCUAGGCUAAAAUUCUUUAUAUAUAUAUUAGUAUUAAUUAACAAGUGAAGAUGGUAAAACAAUUAAUAUCUUUAAUCUGUAA
Thlaspi arvense is the source of this 1517-nucleotide messenger RNA. The record is from the annotation of a GenBank genome assembly. NCBI's taxonomy places the organism in Eukaryota, Viridiplantae, Streptophyta, Magnoliopsida, Brassicales, Brassicaceae.